AUGCCUCCAAAGAAGAAUAAGCAACAACAGCAACAGUCCAAGAAGAAGGACAAUGUCAAAGAUAAGACAUUUGGUAUGAAAAAUAAGAACAGAUCUACCAAGGUUCAAAAGUAUAUUAAACAAGUAGAACAACAAGGUAUGGAUCCUAUUAAGGAAGAUAUGAGACGUAGGAAAGCAGAGGAGAAGUUUAUGAGAGAAGCACAAGAAGCCGAAAGAAGACUGCUUUUUAAUAAUGUAUCUGAUCAAAGAGUUCGUGCUGGUGUGGAUCCAAAGACUGUGGUAUGUGCACUUUUCAAACUUGGUAAUUGUAAUAAAGGUUCUAAAUGUAAGUUUUCACAUGAUCUUAAUGUUGGUAGAAGAGUUGAAAAGAAGGAUUUAUAUCAAGAUGCAAGAAAUGAAAAAGAGCAAGAUACAAUGGAUAAUUGGGAUGAAGAAAAAUUGAGAAAAGUUAUUCUUUCAAAGCACGGUAAUCCAAAGACAACUACAGAUAAAGUUUGUAAAUAUUUCAUUGAGGCUGUCGAGAACGGGAAAUAUGGUUGGUUUUGGAUUUGUCCAAAUAAUGGUGAUAAAUGUAUGUAUAAACAUUCUUUACCUGAAGGUUUUGAAUUGAAGACUAAAGAGCAAAGAAGAUUAGAGAAAGAAGCCUUAGAAAAUCAACCAAAGAUUACAUUAGAAGAAUUUAUUGAAACUGAAAGAGGUUAUUUAGAUAAGACUAAAUUGACACCUAUCACUAUUGAAAAUUUUGCAGAAUGGAAGAAGAGUCAUAUUAUUGCUAAACUCAACGCUGAAAAGAAAUUAAAUGAAAAGAGGAAGCCUUGUGGUCGUGAAAUUAUACAAAAAAUGUCUAGUAAUGGUAGUAUCCUAAUGGAUGAACCUGUUGAUGAAUCAGAAAGUGAUAACUCUUUAGGAGCUGAAUCGGGAGAAGGUUCUGCUUGGGAUUUGACUGAAUUUACCGAUGCAUUGAGGGCUGCUGAUCACAAAGAUGAUAGUGGGGUUAAGGAUUAUGGUGAUGGGUCUAACCCAACGUUUGAAAUUAAGGCGCGUUAA
This is a messenger RNA of Maudiozyma saulgeensis, 1047 nucleotides long. Lineage: Eukaryota; Fungi; Ascomycota; Saccharomycetes; Saccharomycetales; Saccharomycetaceae. The record is from the annotation of a GenBank genome assembly.